AUGUGUGACGACGAGGAGACCACCGCGCUCGUGUGCGACAACGGCUCCGGGCUGGUGAAAGCCGGCUUCGCCGGAGACGAUGCCCCCAGAGCCGUCUUCCCUUCCAUCGUCGGCCGCCCCAGGCACCAGGGUGUUAUGGUUGGCAUGGGUCAGAAAGAUUCCUAUGUAGGUGAUGAGGCUCAGAGCAAGAGAGGUAUCCUGACGCUGAAAUAUCCUAUUGAACAUGGCAUCAUCACCAACUGGGAUGAUAUGGAAAAGAUCUGGCACCACACUUUCUACAAUGAACUGCGUGUGGCCCCUGAGGAACACCCUACCUUGCUCACGGAGGCCCCCCUGAACCCUAAAGCUAACCGUGAAAAGAUGACCCAGAUAAUGUUUGAGACUUUCAAUGUGCCAGCCAUGUAUGUGGCAAUCCAGGCUGUCUUGUCCCUAUAUGCCUCUGGUCGUACCACAGGCAUUGUUCUUGACUCUGGCGAUGGUGUCACCCACAACGUACCUAUCUAUGAAGGUUAUGCUCUGCCUCAUGCCAUCAUGCGUCUGGAUCUGGCAGGCAGGGAUCUGACUGACUACCUCAUGAAGAUCCUCACUGAGCGUGGCUACUCCUUUGUGACAACAGCUGAACGUGAGAUUGUCCGUGACAUUAAGGAGAAGUUGUGCUAUGUUGCUCUGGACUUUGAGAAUGAAAUGGCCACUGCUGCCUCCUCUUCUUCUCUGGAGAAGAGCUAUGAAUUGCCUGAUGGUCAGGUGAUCACAAUUGGUAACGAACGUUUCCGCUGCCCAGAGACUCUCUUCCAGCCAUCCUUCAUUGGUAUGGAAUCUGCUGGUAUUCAUGAAACUACCUACAAUAGCAUCAUGAAGUGUGAUAUUGACAUCCGUAAGGAUCUGUAUGCCAACAAUGUCCUUUCAGGUGGUACAACCAUGUACCCUGGUAUCGCUGACCGCAUGCAGAAAGAAAUCACUGCAUUGGCGCCUAGCACUAUGAAGAUCAAGAUCAUUGCCCCACCUGAGCGCAAGUACUCUGUCUGGAUUGGUGGCUCCAUCCUGGCAUCUCUGUCCACCUUCCAGCAGAUGUGGAUCAGCAAACAGGAGUACGAUGAGGCUGGUCCAUCCAUUGUCCAUCGCAAGUGCUUCUAA
Emys orbicularis (European pond turtle) is the source of this 1134-nucleotide messenger RNA. RefSeq names its product actin alpha cardiac muscle 1 (gene ACTC1). Gene Ontology annotation, cellular component: sarcomere; actin filament. Gene Ontology annotation, molecular function: myosin binding. The transcript is spliced from 6 exons. The record is from RefSeq and is a predicted model, not a curated record. Gene Ontology annotation, biological process: actin-myosin filament sliding; actin filament organization; heart contraction. The coding region runs from base 1 to 1134 and encodes 377 amino acids. Lineage: Eukaryota; Metazoa; Chordata; Testudines; Emydidae.